Messenger RNA from Clarias gariepinus (North African catfish), 2017 nucleotides. RefSeq names its product palmdelphin a (gene palmda). The coding region runs from base 31 to 1398 and encodes 455 amino acids. Gene Ontology annotation, cellular component: membrane; cytoplasm. Gene Ontology annotation, biological process: regulation of cell shape. NCBI's taxonomy places the organism in Eukaryota, Metazoa, Chordata, Actinopteri, Siluriformes, Clariidae. The transcript has 8 exons. The record is from RefSeq and is a predicted model, not a curated record.
UUUUUAUUUUAUUUAUUGUCUAGAGUCACGAUGGAAGAGGCAGAACUUUUAAAGGAAAGACUUCAAGCCAUUACGAAUAAACGGAAAGUCCAGGAGAAUAUUGCUUUAAAAAGGCUGGAAAUCGACAAGGAAAAACUGAAACUUCAGCAGCUGAAGAAAAAAUCAGCAAGAGAUCUAUGGCUUAUGGGUGGCACGAGUGCUGGAGCUGCCCAAAAGGAGCAGAAAGCUCAAGACGUUACCCAGCAGACCAGAGCACUACAGAGCAACAUUCAUCGGAUAGAAAAAGAAAUUGAAGCUUUGGAAAGGGAAGAGCUCAACAUCUCCACAAAUGAAGGGCUCAUCCUGAACAGGCUGAAAGCCAUUGAGAAGUCCACAGAGGACAUUAUUAAGGCAGCAAAUGAAAAUUUCAAGUCAGAACCUCUUCAUGUUUGUUCGGGAAUUUUGGAUACUCAAAAAUCUCAUACACCUUUAAACAGAAGGAAACAGCCAAAUGUGGAUCCAGGAACUAAAAGUGAUCAAAAGAAACCUGCUUUAUUCGCCAUGGAGAUCAACGUGCAGAAGGACCUGCGCACUGGCGAGAGCCGUGUCCUCUCCACAUGCACAGUCCCGGCCCCGGAAUUAAAGCAGCAUGGCAUCAAGGUGUACGAUGAUGGUCGUAAGUCUGUUUAUGCCUUGCAUACUGCUAUGGAUCAACCAGAAUCCAAUGGAGUGGAUGAGCUCAGCUCUAAAGAGGUGGAGGAGCUUCUCAAACAGGCCACAGAGAAAAGGAAAAAAUCUCACCCUCAAAAUGAGCCUCUGUGUAGCGAGAACUACCAGAAUAGCCCCUGCUCAGAACUUUAUAACAUGGAUCUAAGUGAAUGGCCAGAGCUAGAGUAUAGUCACAGUGGUGUUCACUAUCCCUACCAAGAAAUUCAUGGACCUGAUUACAUGUUCCAUCAUUACAGUGACCAACAUGACUAUUAUCAUGACAACAAUGAUAAAAGCUAUGAUAUAUAUGGAAGGAAAGCGAGAAGUUACCCACAGCAGUUUUACGACCCCCAAGUGAUACAAAGAACACAUCAAAGUCAGCAUGUGGACUCUGUUGUGAAUCAUAUAUCUCCUUUGUCCAAUAGAGAUGACCCUAAACUUAGUGUCCUUAACGCGUUGCCUUCAAAUGAACCUGUCACCAUGAUCUUCAUGGGAUUUCAGAAAGCUGAAGAAGAUGCACAGAGCUACGAUGGUUCCAUUCAGGCAGAACUUGUGAUCAUAGGAGAUGGUGAAGAAGAAGCCCUAACCAGUGCACCUUCAUUACAAAAAAGACAAAUUAAUUUACUCAAGAACUGCAAUACCAACAAUGCAUACACUCAUCUGCCAUGUGAGGACUCAUCUACAGCUUCUCUGAACAGCCAAACGGUGUAGCAAGUGGCAGAUGAUGGAACUCAGCUCAAAGGCUUCACGGAGGAAGCUGAAGAUCUUUAAGUAUAAAAUCAAAAAGACUCCUCUGCAAGAACUUCAGGUAUCCAGUAGGAGUGAAAGGAGCAAGAACAUCUGACUGUCAUUUGCAUAUGGAUACAGUAUAAUUCUCGCUUGGAGCCAGAGGUCAUAGAUUCAUACAAAACCAUGACAUGAUUCAAAUAUAUUCCUCCCAGGAACGUGUCAUUAGCAAAUUGUAAAAGGUAGUGAAAAAGCCCAAAAAAAGUUAACAAAGUGCAAUUAAUUGCUUCAAAUCAUUGAUUAACCACAUACUUUAUUAUGUAUUAUCUAACUAACAGCAACCAUAGUGUGUCAGAAUGUCGAAAACAUAUUUAACAUUUCCUAAGGCGGUUAUGCCAAAAAUAAUACCCAAAAAUAACUCUGCUGCAGUGAUCUGAUGCUCUAAUGGAAGUGAUUUAUAAUAACCUUCUGCCCCCCUUCCCCCCGUCCCCCCAGUGUUCUUGGCUGUCACCUAAAUAAUAUUCCCAGAUACAUAUAAGCUAAUAUUAUAUAGCUCUUAAAUGUUUCUAAAAACAAUAAAAUUGCAGCAGCUUUGGGACUGUUA